AUGAAGUCCACCGUUGCUCUUCUCUCGCUCGCCGCCGGCGUCAUCGCCGAUGGUGUCACUUCGGCUAUCGCCCCAAAGUCCUCGGCCCCCGCUGGCUGUGACGGGUCCGUCCAGGACAAGUUCGAGGUCACUGUGGUCGUUGUCAAGAACGAGAAGCGUGACCGGCCUUCCACCAUAUUCCAUAUGCCAUGGCCAUAUACUGACUGGAACCGGCGCCAGUACAUGAAGCGCAGCACUUGCUCUAGCAACGGUGCCCUGCUCCUGACCCUGGCCGACGGUGUCCUGACCGAUGCUAAGGGCCGGACUGGUUACAUUGCCUCCAACUACCAAUUCCAAUUCGACGGCCCGCCGCAGGCUGGUGCCAUCUACACGGCCGGUUUCUCCGUCUGCGGCAACGAAUCGCUCGCUCUGGGCGGCUCGACGCAGUGGUGGCAGUGCAAGUCGGGCGACUUCUACAACCUCUACGACCGCAACUGGGCCCCCCAGUGCGAGGCGGUCGAGAUCGUUGCCAUGCCGUGCGGCGGUAGCGGUCCCAACGCAGCCGAGUCCAACGACGGCCAGGUUGUUGCUACGCAGGUCAUCACCACGACGAUUGUGAAGCCCAUUUCCGACGGCCAGCCGCAGGUCAUCACCACCACAAUCCCCGUCCCCAUUUGCCAGAUUAACGACGGUCAAGUCCAGGGCCACACCACCCCCUGCGCCGAGAUUUCCGCAGCUACGACCGCGGCGAACCCCAACACUGGUGUCCCUGUCAGCCAGUUCUCGGAUGGCCAGAUCCAGGCUACCACGCCGGCGACCACCAACACGGCUCCUGCUGUCGUCCAGACCUCUGAUGGCCAAGUCCAGGUUACUACCCCGGCCGCCACCACUGCUCCUGCUUCGUUCAAGUCGUCGUCUGCAGCCAAGAACGGUACUGCCGUUCCCUCGGCCAAGACCAGCUCCCCUGGCGGCACCACCACCGGCCCGGUGCCUAUUAGCACGAGCGGCGCUCUCCGUGCCACUGUCAGCCUGGGCUCCUUUGCUGCUCUGGCCAUGUCCAUGGCCGGUGCCUACUUCUUGUUGUAA
Sporothrix schenckii 1099-18 is the source of this 1065-nucleotide messenger RNA. Its product is annotated as covalently-linked cell wall protein. The transcript has 3 exons. Gene Ontology annotation, molecular function: structural constituent of cell wall. Lineage: Eukaryota; Fungi; Ascomycota; Sordariomycetes; Ophiostomatales; Ophiostomataceae. Gene Ontology annotation, biological process: fungal-type cell wall organization. Gene Ontology annotation, cellular component: fungal-type cell wall. The coding region runs from base 1 to 1065 and encodes 354 amino acids. The record is from RefSeq and is a predicted model, not a curated record.